GAAGGUAUGAUACGAGUCUUCACUCGAGUCUCACAGCGCACACAAUUGAAAUAACAAACUUCCAUUCCUUCCAAAGCACGCUUCCACUUCCUUCCUUCUCCGCUUCACAUUUCAACUCCACACUCUGCCCGUUAUGCGUCGUCCUAACGGCUUCACCUUGCAGCUCUGCGUCGGCUGCCGCUGCUUAAUCUUCCAGCUGGCGCACGCCAACGCUGCGCCGCGGAACCUCCGCGGCUUCCUUUUGGACCACCGCGUGACGUUCGCCGGGUUCUGGAACCACUCGGAUCGCCGGAAACUGGAGAACUCCUGGCUCGGCCUCAGGAUGCGUACGGACCCUGUGGAUCUGAGGUUGUGCACGGAGACCGACGGCGGCUGUAGCCUGAAGGGCGCUUCGGUUAACACGAUUGUGGAGGAGUGUCUCGGCUUUGAAGUGGAGCAGAGGAAAGAGAUCGGCAUCAGCGAUUGGGACGAAGAGUUUCUGAGCCAUGAACAGGUUGAGUAUGCGACCGUUGACGCUCAUUGUGCUUUCCUCAUCGCUAGGGAUUCCAAAGUUUGGAAUUUCAGGGAUUAGCUCGAUGGAUGAAGAAGCAUGUGACGGAGAAGAGGUUUUCACCGAUGAUGAUGAAGAUGAAGAUAUGACUACGAUAAUGAAUAUUAAUUGAAUGAAAUGUGUACUUAAUCCUAGACACGUAACUUUGAUUUGGGAUUAAUGUGAAUAAUACUAUGUUUUUAACUUUUAGACUAUAGAAGAGAUUACCACAUUGGGCCUUAUUUUAACUUAUUGUUGAAUUAUUGAAUCAUGCAUCCAUCUAAAAUAAUAGAAAAAUAUUGAAUCAUGCACAUAAAAAGAUAAAAUUAAAAGAUGAUCAUCAGACAAAGGAAUAGAGAGAUUUAGAUACUGCAUGCGAUUUCCAAAUUCCAACAUUGUGAACACAGAAGACAUAUUGUACAGAGAGCAGAGAUAAUAACUUUUUAAGAAAGGUAAAAGAUUAGAAUCAGCUAGUUGGAGAAACAAACCAUAUGAGGAAGCCUUACUUAUUUGGUAGUCUACUACUCUUUUCACUUUACAUUCACUGCUACAGGAACAUAAAUAUUAUUAUCACACUAUCUAUACAGAGUUGAAUCACCAAUCAAACUACGCUGAGAUGCAAGGUAUGGAGAUUGGCUUCUUGGGUUUUUAGCCUCUAUAAAUAAUAGCCAUUAUUGAAGGCAGAAGCAAUGUAAUCUGCUUCAUGCUCAAUCCAUCAUUAGCUUCCCUCUAUGUUAUUAUUUGUGAGCUUUGUUUUUUUAGUUACUUAAUAGUGAAAGUUUAGCAUGCACCAAUUAAUUUAGUACCGAGAGAUAUUUAACAUGCAUUUGAAAUUUGACAUUUGAUUGGAGUAUUAUUACUUUGUUAUGACUUUAUUAGAUAUUUGAAUUAAGUUGUCACUUAAUUUUGAAUCUUUGUUAGUUUAACAUAGAUUUUUUAAGUUGAACCACACUAAUUCUUUUGUUAGCAUAGGAGUAGCUAGGCAUUCCUACCUUAAGAAUUUGACAAAUAUAUAUUGGUGCAGCAUAUAUGUUUAGUAUUUGCAGAGAGAUAUUUGAUUCUAUCUUGCAGAAAGGGAUUGGUGGUGUGCCAUGAAUCGUUGAUAGCUUUGGAUGUCCAAGCUUGGCUUUGACAAUAAUGAUGAUGAUAGAUACUUAGAUAGAUAGAUUCACAUACUAAAUAUCACUGUUUGUAGUAUUGAAAUAUUAUGUAUAUGGUAUCUUACUUUGUGAUCACAUCAUAAGGUGACAGAGUCAAAGUAACAACCCUUACUAAUAAUGACCUUUGCUCU
Molecule: messenger RNA, 1820 nt
Organism: Arachis ipaensis
Lineage: Eukaryota; Viridiplantae; Streptophyta; Magnoliopsida; Fabales; Fabaceae
Biological process (GO): nucleobase-containing compound metabolic process
Cellular component (GO): cytoplasm; nucleus
Molecular function (GO): 3'-5' exonuclease activity; nucleic acid binding
Source: RefSeq, a predicted model, not a curated record